AACAAUUCGGCCCUUGAAUUGUCAAUUUAUUAUCAGGUUAUUAACAACUUCAUCCUAUGGUAGCUGUUCAAUUGCAACAAAUCCUUUUGAGGAAGAUUUUUUAAGACAAAAAAAACUACAUCUAAUAUAUUUCUAAGGAAAUAAACAAGUGACAACUCCCUUGAAUGUUUUCCUCUUGAGAAGGUAUUGCAGUUAAACAAUCCUUGAAUAUAUAAAGAAUCAACAAUAUUUUCUCUUGACUUGUAUGUGAAGCAUAAAACAUCAUCUUUACAACCCUGCAUGGAUCUUUUAAUUUUAAUCUAUCAAGUAUCCUUGUCAAGAAAAAAACCCCAUUUUUUAAACAUAAAUCCAUUUUCUCAUAUUAAAAUUCUUACUUGUUUAUAAAAACAUGAAGUUCCUAUUCAAUGGAAUAGAUAUUUUCCUUCAUUCAUCCAAUAACACAUACAACAUAGUUUGGUAAACAACAAAUGAAGUCAAUAGCUACACUUCUCUUGGUGCUGAACUUUUGCAUGUAUGUCAUAGUUUUAGCCAUUGGUGCAUGGGCUAUGAAUAGAGCAAUUGAUCAUGGUUUUAUUAUAGGUCCGGAAUUAAAACUUCCAGCUCAUUUUUCACCCAUUUUCUUUCCAAUGGGAAAUGCUUCAACUGGAUUCUUUGUUACAUUUUCUUUGUUGGCUGGAGUAGUUGGUGUUGUAUCAGCAAUUUCCGGAAUCAAUCAUAUCUGUUCAUGGACUGCUAAUAGUCUGCCAUCUGCAGCUUCAGUUGCUACCAUGGCUUGGACUCUUACACUUCUUGCCACGGGUUUUGCGUGGAAAGAGAUUGAGCUUCAAAUUAGAAACGCGCGCCUGAGAACCAUGGAGGCUUUUCUAAUUAUCCUCUCAGUUACACAACUUCUCUACAUAAUUGCCAUUCAUGGUGCUGCUGCAUAUAAUAUAUAUACUUGAAAGUUGAGAGUUUUUUCUUCUUUUUUAUUUCGUUUUCUUUUUAACUGUCU
Vicia villosa (hairy vetch) is the source of this 991-nucleotide messenger RNA. RefSeq names its product membrane protein PM19L-like. The coding region runs from base 468 to 941 and encodes 157 amino acids. The record is from RefSeq and is a predicted model, not a curated record. NCBI's taxonomy places the organism in Eukaryota, Viridiplantae, Streptophyta, Magnoliopsida, Fabales, Fabaceae. The transcript has 5 exons.